Messenger RNA from Ceutorhynchus assimilis (cabbage seed weevil), 1969 nucleotides. The record is from the annotation of a GenBank genome assembly. NCBI's taxonomy places the organism in Eukaryota, Metazoa, Arthropoda, Insecta, Coleoptera, Curculionidae.
ACUUCAUCUAACAUCUAACCGAAUGAAAACAAUAAUUGAAUUUUCUUGUGAAAAAAAGACUGAAAAUGGCUGAAAACUCUGAAAAUACAACAAAUUCAGUGGAAAAGGAAAGUAAACAAUGUUCAAUAAAAAAUGGUAAUAAACAGUGGGUGAAACUGAAUGUGGGUGGAACGUAUUUUUUAACCACCAAAACUACCCUAGCUAAAGACCCCAAUUCCUUUUUAUACAGGCUAGUACAGGAAAGCAGUGAUUUGGAUACAGACAAAGAUGAAAGUGGUGCCUAUCUCAUCGACAGAGACCCAAACUAUUUCUCCCCAAUUCUAAACUAUUUGAGACACGGUAAACUAGUAAUAAAUAAAGGCUUAGCCGAGGAGGGAGUAUUAGAAGAGGCUGAAUUUUAUAAUAUAACAGAAUUAAUAACUUUAGUAAAAGAGCGAAUAGGGCAAAGGGACAAUGUCUGCGGAAAAAACGGCAAAAAACACGUCUAUAGAGUGCUACAGUGUCACGAAGACGAGCUAACGCAAAUGGUAUCAACAAUGUCGGACGGCUGGCGAUUUGAACAAUUAGUCAACAUAGGUUCGCAGUAUAAUUACGGGCAAGAUGAACACGCAGAAUUUUUGUGUGUUGUUAGUAGGGAAUAUGGUAUUCCGGAAGGGACCGAAGUUAGAGGGGAACGAGAGGAUAGGGCCAAAGUUUUACAACAGAAAGGGUCAAGAAUGUAGAUUGUGAUAACUAGAUAUUUGUGACUGUUUUUUUUUUUUUUUAAGGGCCAAAUUAUGGACUGACUGGUAAACGUCUGGUUGUUACCCAGCAGGUACUUUCUAUGCACUAGAGAAUAAAAAAUACCUGCUAGGUAACAACCAGACACUUAUCAGUUGGCCCAUAAUUUGGCCCUAAGGGGGAAUGCAGAUGAUAUUUUUUUUUGGUGUUGAGAUUUUUGAUAUUAAAAACUUGCCAAUUAGUUUUUGUCUGUGCAAUUUAUACCUCUUGUGUUUGUAAAAUCAGCACAAUAAAAUGUGUCUUCUGAUAAUUUUUUGGCUUCUAAAAAUAUAAGGUCUAUUUCUGCAGAAAUCGCAAACCAAUCAGAGCGAAUUUUAUUGGUUGAAAACAGUCAUGAAACUAGUUUCAACCAAUGAAAUUCACUCUGACUGGUUUGUGGUCUUUUCAGAAACAGACCUAUUAGGUUUUUGUUUUUGGUCUAGAAACUAUUUUUUCAAAAUUUUCUUGAAUAAAUAUUUAGGUCAAUUUACACUGUUAAUAUUUAGAGACAUUUUUGUUGUUUUUGGGAUGAAUAGAAGACUAUGCUCAUUUACAGGAUUAAGCUUUUCUACCUAUACAGCAAGAUUGAUGUAAAUGGAAAAGGUCUUAUAAUUUAAAAGCAGCUUCCAACGUGGUUUUAGAAUUAAAUUUGAAAAAUUAUUAGACCUUAUCCAUGCAAUGUUCUAUUUAAGAAAUAACUGUUGACCCAAUAUGUACUACUUUUGUGUGUUCUUUUUCCAGGAAUUCAAGCCAGGUACAAAAUAAACGGGCCACCUGUAACAUUUAUAGGACAUCAUUAUUACAGUAACUCCUUCUCUCCAGUGUCUUAAUUUUUCAAUGUUUUUCUCCUUACCAAUGAACAGUAUUGAAGAAAUCAAAAGUUUUUAUCCAAAACACAACACUAGCAUUAUACAAAUAAAAAACUUGAAUGUUUCACAGAUGGCCCGUUUACCUGAUCUAGUGGAAGGUUGAUGUUUUAAUGUCUAUAUUUCAUCAAAAAGAAAAAUUACAAACCAAUCAAACAUAUUCUGAAUGUGAAAAAUCAAUAUUUUUCUUGUCAAGUACAAACCCAUUUUAGAUGUGUUUUUAUUAUUAUUUUUUUUUAUAUUAUACUUACACUCGCGUUAUUAACGAAUAAGUACGAUUCUGUUUUGUAACUUGUAUAAAUUUUGUUUUUUAAUUUUUAAAUAAAUUUAUAUUCGUGCUCUUA